AUGUGCGACGGUUUAGGAUUUAAGUCUUCUGGUGAUCAAAAGUUAGGAAUGUUUUAUUUUGCGAUAGGAAAUAUUCAUCCCAAGUAUCGGUCCGAAUUAAAGUUCAUAAAUUUAGCCGCUAUUGUUAAAUAUGCCGAUAUACAGAAGUAUGGCAUAAACAAAGUUUUGGAACCACUAAUAAAAGAAUUAAAACUGUUGGAAAAAGAAAUUAUCCUGCCUAAUGGCCAAAAAAUUUUCGGAGCAUUAUUUGCAAUCCAGGGAGAUAAUUUAGGUGUACAUAUGCUAUGCGGUUUAAAAGAAGGCUUCACUGCAAAUCGUCCGUGUCGGGAUUGUAUGGCAACCCUUCAACAGGUCCGUCAAAUGACACAAGAAGAUGAAAGCUUGUUGAGAACUCCUGAACAACACGAGGAACAAGUUGCAGAAAUAGAAGAAGCUGAAGGAAGAGAAAAAGAACGUUUAUCGACAGAAUAUGGAAUAAAUCGAAGAUGCUCACUAACAGAGCUUUUAAAAGUCGACCCAACGCGGAGUGCUCCUCAUGAUAUUGUUCAUGACCAUUUGCUCGGAGAUUUUAUACUGACUUUACAACUUUUAAUGCAAAAAGUUGUACUCAAGAAAUUACCUUUAAGUGUAAUUAACGACAGAAUUCAGAACUUUGAUUACGGAUACAAUGAACUGUCAUACAAACCAUCAACAAUUAAAUCUCAGCAUCUUGUUCCUGGCAAUAACCUGCAUCAAAAUGCGAGUCAAAUGUUUUUAUUGGCUUUUAUCAUACCAUUUGUAGUGCAGGAUGUCAUUGAGGAAAAUUGUCCGUAUUUUGAGAAUUAUUCACAGUUAUUGGAAAUAAUUUCAAUUAUAUUUGGAACUUCAAUCAGUACAGGAAUGCUCGAUUACUUAAAGGAUAUAACGGAAGAAUAUUUAGAAUCCUUCAGAGAUCUAUAUAUAACGAAGUUAACGUUGAAGACAAUGUUUCUCUUUUGA
Leptopilina boulardi is the source of this 978-nucleotide messenger RNA. RefSeq lists its product as uncharacterized. The coding region runs from base 1 to 978 and encodes 325 amino acids. The record is from RefSeq and is a predicted model, not a curated record. NCBI's taxonomy places the organism in Eukaryota, Metazoa, Arthropoda, Insecta, Hymenoptera, Figitidae. The transcript has a single exon.